Messenger RNA from Coprinopsis cinerea okayama7#130, 561 nucleotides. RefSeq lists its product as hypothetical. The transcript has 4 exons. The record is from RefSeq and is a predicted model, not a curated record. Bases 1 to 561 code for a protein of 186 amino acids. Lineage: Eukaryota; Fungi; Basidiomycota; Agaricomycetes; Agaricales; Psathyrellaceae.
AUGUGCGAGUGUCUCCAAAUCCGCAUCGACAAACUCGAGGCGCGGUGCAAGCAGAUAUCAACCCUUCGCCGAAUAAUCAGAGAAAAGACUGGGGUCCAGGAUGGUGGCAUAAUCGUCCGUGAUCCUGCUACGAGCUACGACGAUGAUGGAGCGCGAUUAAUACAGGUUCAGUUGAAGGCGGAGCUUGACGCUGCUCUUGCGUUGGCGAAUGAAAUACCUGAACGUGCGGCUUUGCAUUUCAACGCGAAGGACAAGGAAACCAUGCAUCUUUCAGAUCUCGACGGCCUCAACCUUUCCGAACUCAUUCAAUUCCAGCAAAGUCUAAUGAAGGCGUGGGCAGGAGUCGAAAAACUCCUCCUAGAGUCGUAUCUCAGGAGGUCCACCAGAGAUCGUACCCCACUGUACAGGAAGAUAGAAACCCCUCAAAUUCGCCUCCUUCGCCAACUCAUCAAGGACUUUGCAGCCGAGGCCCUACAUGGAGGCUGGAAGCUCAUCGGACAGGUUGAAGCGCUCCUCGUCGAAGUAUCCUCAGCGGAACUGUUUGAAUUCCCGUCAUCUUAG